Messenger RNA from Neoarius graeffei (lesser salmon catfish), 1449 nucleotides. RefSeq names its product fibrinogen beta chain (gene fgb). The record is from RefSeq and is a predicted model, not a curated record. NCBI's taxonomy places the organism in Eukaryota, Metazoa, Chordata, Actinopteri, Siluriformes, Ariidae. The transcript is spliced from 7 exons. Gene Ontology annotation, biological process: protein polymerization; platelet activation; blood coagulation. Gene Ontology annotation, molecular function: signaling receptor binding. Gene Ontology annotation, cellular component: fibrinogen complex. The coding region runs from base 1 to 1449 and encodes 482 amino acids.
AUGAAGUUUCUCCUCUUCCUCAGUGUGUGCGUGUGUGGCGCUCUGGCUCAGGCAAAUACUGAAUAUGAUACUUUUGACGAUGAACAAACCAAACCCAGUGUCCUAGAUGCUCGAGGUCACAGGCCUCAAGGUCGUGGGAGCUACACACCUGUCGUUGCUCCACCUCCUGUUCGUGGGCGUGAACGUUACGGACCACGCCCCACUGUGCAAACAGAGAAACAGGUUCAGGAGGAGAAGGAAAUUCCUGACAGUGGGGGAUGCAAACACGUUUCAGAGACCCUGGGUGUACUCUGUCCUACAGGCUGUGAACUGAAAACAGCUUUAGUGAAGCACGAGCAAUAUGUUAAACCUACCGUGGCUCAACUCAAGAGAGAUGUGCAAGCUCUGUCACAGACCUCCAACUCAGUCUACAGAUACGUGGUAGAUUUGACCUCAGAGAUCAGAGAGAGACAGAGAAUCUCUGAUGGUAAUGAUGGCUUGGUUAAUCAGUACACAAAUGACCUGGAGGGCCAGCAUGCAUUUGUGAAAGACACAGUGGAUGUCACAUUUCCAAAAAACAUUAAAAUCCUGCAGGGUGUCCUGGAUAAACUGCGGGAGAAGAUUCAGCGUCUGGAGAAGGCUGUGACUGUACAGAAGGAGAAAUGUACUGAGCCAUGUGUCGUGUCCUGCCCGAUUCCAGUGCCGUCUGGAAAAGACUGUGAGGAUAUUUUCAGGAAUGGAGGAGACACUUCAGAGCUGUAUCUGGUGCGCCCAGAAAGCUCACAAUCACCAUACAAGGUCUACUGUGACCAGACAACCCAGAACGGAGGCUGGCUGCUUAUUCAGAACCGGUUGGAUGGGAGUGUCGACUUCGGCCGGCGAUGGGAUGAUUACAAGAGAGGUUUUGGAAACAUUGCAUUCAACGUUGGGAAAGGUUACUGUGGAACUCCUGGUGAGUAUUGGCUUGGUAAUGACCGCAUCAGUCAGCUCACUAAGACUGGCCCAACUGAGGUCCUGUUCGAGCUGCAGGACUGGGAAGGCACAAAGACAUAUGCUCAGUACCAGCAGUUCACCGUACAAGGUGAGGCCUCGAACUACGUCCUGGCUGUGGAUAAAUAUUCCGGCACGGCAGGAAACACCUUACUCACUGGCGCAACAGAGCUGUUUGGUAUAAACCGCACCAUGACCAUCCACAACGGCGUGAAGUUCAGCACCUAUGACAGAGACAACGACCAAUGGGUACCUGGUGACCCGUCUAAGCAGUGUGCACGAGAAGAUGGCGGUGGAUGGUGGUACAAUGCCUGUCAUUCAGCCAAUCCGAACGGCCGAUACUACUGGGGCGGGGCAUACUCGAAAACUGUGACCAAACACGGAACAGAUGAUGGCAUUGUGUGGCUGAACUGGAAGGGCUCAUGGUACUCACUCAAGACCAUCAGCAUCAAGAUCAGACCCUACUAUGCUCAGAGAUAA